AUGGCACCAACAUACUUGUUACCUAGACAAAUACGUGCAAAUAGGGGCGAGAAUCUACCUCAGCGUAGGAAUCCACCCGGGGGAGAAUUCAACCCCGAAACCAACACCUUCAUGACAUGGAGGAACAGGCUCACUGCGCUUGUUGUGGACAGCGAAUCGUUCUGCAGAAUGCUCGAAAAGAGUUUCCUAUCUGCUUAUGGAGUUGAGACUGAGGAUGUAGAGAGUGGUAGUGCUGCUAUUGAGCUCAUCCGAGGUGGAGCUACAUUUGAUCUUAUUGUCAUCAAUCCACAUCUAUCUGGCAUAAGUGGCAUUGAGACGGCUAGAUCGCUUCGAAACAUGGGUGUGCAGAGCAGGAUUGUGGGAAGCUCUGCAAUGUACGUUGAAGAAGAGCGAUGGCGCUUUCUUCGAGCAGGUGGUGAUCAUUAUUUUGAGAAGCCCUUUGGUCCAAACCUCUUUAUUCCAAUCCUUCAACAACUUGACAACCAAUAGAGUAGUACUAC
Cannabis sativa is the source of this 500-nucleotide messenger RNA. RefSeq names its product two-component response regulator 24-like. Bases 1 to 489 code for a protein of 162 amino acids. The transcript has 2 exons. NCBI's taxonomy places the organism in Eukaryota, Viridiplantae, Streptophyta, Magnoliopsida, Rosales, Cannabaceae. Gene Ontology annotation, biological process: phosphorelay signal transduction system. The record is from RefSeq and is a predicted model, not a curated record.